UACAAGAAGUGUCAAAACUGCGAUAGUUCGUGUAAAGAAAAGAUCACUUCUUCAGUCUGAAGAUGAGGCUCCUCCACAGCCCCUUACCUCCACCACUGUUAACCUCCUCUGCACCGCGCAAAACCUCAAUUCUUCCCAAAAAAGCUUCUGUCAACUAUGCACAGAAACCCCUUCAACAAGCUCUAUCAACUGGGAUCUCAUUAGUUCUAUCUUUGGGGCUUCUUGUUUCUGCUCCUAAUUCCAUCUUUGCCUUGGAAUCUCCUUCAGUACUUGAAUCUUCUAACUCAGUAAAUUGCCCCGAGAACGAGGUGGAGGAGGUGUACACUACUGAAGUAUCAAAAGCGGUGAGCAAUGAAAGGAUUGUGGAAGAGGCUUGGCAGAUUGUGAACGACAGCUUUCUUAACACCAGCCCUCGUUCUUGGUCUCCUGAAUCUUGGCUUAAAAAGAAAGAUGACAUCUUAAGUUCAUCAAUUCAGACAAGGUCGAAAGCUCAUGAUAUUAUCAAGCGGAUGUUGGCUAGCUUGGGUGACCCCUAUACACGUUUUCUUUCUCCUGAAGAGUUCUCCAAGAUGGCUAGAUAUGAUAUGACUGGGAUUGGAGUUAACCUCAGGGAUGUUCCCGAUGGCAAUGGAGGUUCAAAACUGAAGGUUUUAGGGCUCCUAUUGGAUGGCCCUGCCCAUAGCGCUGGUGUACGACAGGGAGAUGAACUAGUGUCAGUGAAUGGGGUGAAUAUGCGGGAUAAAUCUGCCUUUGAAGCAUCUUCGCUGUUACUUGGUCCAAGUGGGACAUUUGUGAACAUCAUGGUCAAGCAUGGGAAUUGUGGACCUGUUCAAUCCAUUGAUGUGGAGAGGCAGUCCAUUGCUAAGACGCCGGUUUUUUAUCGUCUGGAGCAGAUUGAAAGUGGUUCUGUUUCUGUUGGUUAUGUGCGCCUAAAGGAGUUCAAUGCAUUGGCCAGAAAAGAUUUGGUUACUGCAAUUAAGCGACUUGAAGGCAUGGGUGCCUCAUCUUUUGUUCUUGAUCUCAGAGAUAACCUAGGUGGACUAGUGCAGGCUGGCAUUGAAAUUGCGAAACUUUUUCUGAAUGAAGGAGACACGGUGAUUUCCACUGUUGGAAGGGAUCCACAGUAUAGAAGGAAUAUUGUUGCAGAAGCUCCACCUCUUAUUACAGCUCCAGUAAUUGUAUUGGUUAACAAAAAAACUGCAAGUGCCAGUGAAAUUGUUGCAACUGCACUUCAAGAUAACUGUAGAGCUGUUCUCGUGGGAGACAAGACAUAUGGGAAGGGGCUGAUUCAGUCUGUGUUCGAGCUGCCUGAUGGCUCGGGUGUGGUUGUAACAAUCGGGAAGUAUGUCACACCAAAUAACUUGGAUAUUAAUGGAAAUGGAGUUGACCCAGAUUUCAGGAAUUUUCCUGCUUGGAGUGAAGUCACCAAUCGGCUGUCAAAGUGUCAUAAGCCACAAGGAGGAUAAGCUUGCUCGUUUUCCUUUCUGUGCCAUUCUGAUUCCUCACCAUGAUGGAUGAACUUGGGCUAGUCCUAUGAUUGUGCAACACUUGGUUGAUAUGCGUUUAACAGAUGUUCACCUUCACAGCCGUUUAGCUUCCCCCUUUGCCUGGGCACCACCAGGAAAAAACCAAGAUUGGAUACAUAUUGCAAACUCUCCUAUUUUUGGGCAUUAAUAUUGAAGCACACAUCAAAUCAAUAUCAGCAACUUUAAUCAGAUCAAGUACAGAACCGGCCACUGGAUGAUGAAAUUAGCAGCAAGAACCAGCUGAGGUGUGUUAUUGUAUUUAAUCUUACUGAUGGCAGGAGCCAGUGAAUGCUAGUAGCACAAGGUGUGUACAUAGAUAACUAGCAUUUUGCCUGAUGUACAACAAUGCAAUAUUGUAUAUAUAUAUUUUUGAGUAAAUCAAAAUCUUGUGAAGGAAUGUGUGCCUCAUAUUGAAC
Molecule: messenger RNA, 1942 nt
Organism: Nicotiana tabacum (common tobacco)
Lineage: Eukaryota; Viridiplantae; Streptophyta; Magnoliopsida; Solanales; Solanaceae
Product: carboxyl-terminal-processing peptidase 1, chloroplastic
Biological process (GO): proteolysis
Molecular function (GO): endopeptidase activity; protein binding; serine-type peptidase activity
Source: RefSeq, a predicted model, not a curated record